Dovyalis caffra is the source of this 1248-nucleotide messenger RNA. The record is from the annotation of a GenBank genome assembly. Lineage: Eukaryota; Viridiplantae; Streptophyta; Magnoliopsida; Malpighiales; Salicaceae.
AUGGACCUGAAAGGCAUAACAUGGGUUGGUGAUAUUUAUCAGAAGUUUGAAUCUAGGUUGUUGGAAGUGGAAGAAAUCAUGUGCGAGGAAGCAGUUAAAUAUGUUGAAAAUCAGAUGCAGACUGUUAGUGAUAAUGUGAGGAAAUUCUAUUCAGAUGUCGUGCAAGAUUUGUGCUCUCCAGAGUUGGAGGAUCCUGCAAAUGGGGCAGUCUCUAAGUUGCCUGUAGAUUUGGGAGCUGAUGUUGGGAUCUAUAUGAAGCCAGAAGAUGGUAUAAAAGAAACAUGUGAAAAGGCUGAUGAUAUGGAGCAGUUGACUGAGGAUCCAAAGAUGACUAUGGAUCCAAAGACGACUACUGAUUGUGGUUCUGACCGUCUUCCACUGCGUAAAAGGAUUUCUGUUAGAAGAAUUUCAAGGCAACAUAAUAAAGGAAGUCUGCCCAAUAAAAGCUCUAACUGUAAGAAUGUGUCUCCAAAAGAGACAUCAGGGAUCACCACUCCUUCAAGUAAAUAUUUGAUUGGAUAUUCAUCAAUUUCUGAACUUUCUGAUCAAAACCUAGAAGCAUCUUGUGAUCAGAAUACAAGACUUAUAACUCCAGGGUCUGUUGAAGUUACAGAGCACUUCUCCAUAGAAGAAAGUAAAAACGAGAUUGAAACUGCAAGGGAACACAUGCCUGAUUUUUCGUUGUAUAAACCAUCAUUGGAUAUGGGUAAUAUCACUGACACUGCCAGUCAUGAGGGAACAGACAGUAGACCUUCCAGCGGCAACCUAUUAGAAGAAUCAGGUGUUUGUAUAAAGAAUGGUUUGGUUUCUAUGAAAGAAUCUUUUGCAAAUGGAAAUAUGCUGACUAGCAAAUUUGCUUAUGAGGAGGAUUUCAUGCCCAAUUCAGAUAAAUGGGUCAUAGAUUCAGACGAAGAUGGUACCCUCGUUGAAGAGGAUAUGGAAAUAAUCCAACAACUGGACAAGCCUAGGCUCGAGGAAACCUGUGUCUUGGUGAAUGGAGAUGAAUUUCAGCAUGCUCCUCAUAAUGAAGGCAAAAACAGGCCUUACAAAAAGAAGAUUCGGGAUGUUUUUUGUUCAAGCAAGAGGUUAGUGAGGAAGGAAUAUGAGCAGCUUGCUGCACAGUGCAGCAGUGAUUCAAAGUCCAAUCAAGAAGAGAGUAUAACAAGUUUAAUGCCAACUCUGUCCAUAAAGAAAGCAAACAGAUCCUCAUCUCAUCAUCCCUCUGAAUCAGAGUGGGAGCUUGUCUAG